Messenger RNA from Suillus discolor, 471 nucleotides. RefSeq lists its product as uncharacterized. The transcript has 2 exons. NCBI's taxonomy places the organism in Eukaryota, Fungi, Basidiomycota, Agaricomycetes, Boletales, Suillaceae. The record is from RefSeq and is a predicted model, not a curated record. The coding region runs from base 1 to 471 and encodes 156 amino acids.
AUGCCAUGGAAGGGUGGGCCCAGGCCAGUUCCGUGGCGAGCGGGCCUGGGAAACUGCACAGAUGAUACUGGUGAUACGGGUGGGCCGGGCCAAUACAUCAUGCUGCUAAAAUGCGGGCCCGCCGGUUAUCUGAUACAUGAACUGGGCCCGAUCUCAGUCAACGGGAUGGGCGGACAGGCCUGGUGGAUCACUCGCACACUAGGCAUUGGCCCGGCGGCUGUGCUGUUGCUAGCGAGUGGGCCCACUCCAUCCCUUCAUACGCAUGGGCUCAUACAGAUGCUCCCCUGCAUACCGGUGGGCCCCGGCGGUGUAUUCUGGUGUCAGGAGUGGGCUGAUGCACGCCAGAUCGAUAGAGUUGGCCUAUGUGAGGUACACAGCAGACACGGGUGGGCCCAUGUGACACCAUAUCCCGAAAUUGAUGAGCAGGGGUGUAACCAUGGCCUUCUAAUGAGUAGAGAUACAAUUUCAUGA